Cuscuta epithymum is the source of this 844-nucleotide messenger RNA. The record is from the annotation of a GenBank genome assembly. NCBI's taxonomy places the organism in Eukaryota, Viridiplantae, Streptophyta, Magnoliopsida, Solanales, Convolvulaceae.
GGGUAACCGACUAGGCUGUGUCUUAUGGAAUAAGUACAUUAGCCAAUAUCAAGAUUAUAUUAAGGAAAAUGAAGGGGUGCCCGUUUUUGUGAUACUUCAACUCUGCAGACCUAAAAGAUUUCAAGGAACUUUAACUGUGACAACUUCCUUUGAUGUUUCCAAACUCAUCAUCAAUGGAAACACAACCGAGUUUAUAGAGUUCCAAAGCGAAUUUCCUGUAGAUGGUGAUGACACCAUUUCACAGACUUGCCUUACACAAUGCUCACAAGGUGAAGGAAGGGAUGAUGUGCUUAGUGGCCGCGCUGUUCUAACCACUAUGAAGGAUUUGCUGAAAGCUACUGAGGAAGAUGUUUACUGGGUUCUUGCGGAGGUAGUUUCAAUAGAAAACUUUCGGGAAUGGUGCUACUUGGGCUGCCCAACUUGCCACAAAAAGUUAACGCCCGAGGAGGAAAGGUUUAGGUGUACUAAUUGCAGCGUGACUCUAGCGGGCGGGGUUUACCGUUACAAGGUCAGCGUAUGUAUCAUGGACAACACUGGCCAUGGAAAUUUUGUUCUUUGGGACAGAGAGUGUAUUGAAAUUCUUGGGAAAACAUCCUCAAGCCUGAUGGCAGAAGUGGAGAAGAAAACUGGUGAUCCAACAAGAUUUCCAGAAGAUAUUGAAAGCUUGGUGGACAAGAAGGCCAUAUUCAAAAUACAGUUGAAGAAGAAAAGUGAAGAAAAUGCCUACAGAGGCGGGAUUUCGUUAGGAGUGCUUAGUAUGAUACAAGAUCCUAAUGUUUUGGCAAUGUAUGAAGGAAAGCAGGACAUUGGAACAGAUGAGAGCGAUGAGAAGACUCCAGAAAAG